Messenger RNA from Plutella xylostella (diamondback moth), 2529 nucleotides. Its product is annotated as counting factor associated protein D. Lineage: Eukaryota; Metazoa; Arthropoda; Insecta; Lepidoptera; Plutellidae. The record is from RefSeq and is a predicted model, not a curated record. Gene Ontology annotation, molecular function: cysteine-type peptidase activity. Gene Ontology annotation, biological process: proteolysis.
CGGGUGGCGGCGGCUGGUGGUGGUCAGUAGUGAGCUCGCCGCCGCGCGCGAGCCCGUGUGUUUGUCUCUGUGUGCGCGCGUGUACGACACGGCUGCAACAUGAGUGUGCGUGCGAUGUGUCUGCUGGCUCUGGUGGCCGGAGCACUAUGCAGCCCCGCCCCCCUCGCCCCCACGGCCGCCCCCGCGCGCGCCCCCCGCUCCUCCGACAACCAGCGCUGGCUGGACUUCGUCGCUGACUAUGCGCGCGCGCAGAUGUCGCAGAGCGGCGGCGGCGGCGUGCCGCAGCCCUUCCGCCUCGACUUGCCCAUCGAGGGUCGUGGCUCGCUGCCCGUGCUGGUGCUGCCCGUGCCCGUCGCCGCGCCGGGAUCGUGCGGCAGCGAGCAGCCCCCGCGGCCCGCGCUCCCCGCCGCGGACCCCACGCGCGUGUCCUCCGUGUUCAGCGUGUCCGCCGCGGACUACGACAGCCCCGCCCCGCAGCCCGCCCCUGCCCCCGCCCCCGCCCCCAAGCCGCAGCCCAGCGCCUUCGAGUACUUCGGGGUGCAGAACAAGUUCGGACAGACGGAGGCUCCGGUCAACGAUUUUGUCCCGGUAGCGGCGUCGUCCGACUACCUGGUGCAGCAGUUCCGGCUGCAGCAGCCCAGCGCGCCGCAGCUGCCGCCCGUGCUGCUGCCCGAGGGGGCCCCCGCCCCCGUGCUGCAGGGGCCGCUGGGGGCGCUGACCCCCGGCCGUGCCCCCGCGCCGCUGCGCUGGCCGCGCGCGCUGCGCCUGCGGGCCGCGCUCACCGUGCCGCGCGCCGACUACACCGAGACAUACGCCACCUGGUGGGACGAGGCGAGCGGCGCGUCGCGCACGCAGUUCCACGGCGGCGCCACCACCACGCUGAGCCAGCGCACCAGCGACGGACUCUACAAGUACUCAGAGAUCCGCAUGGACAACAGUGAGAGCCGGCCGCUGCGGCGCUGCGCCACGUCGCCCCCGCAGCGCGCCGCCCCCGCGCCCCCCGGCCUGCCCGACCCCGCGCCCUUCACCUUCGCGGGCUUCUCCACGCUGGACGGCGCCGCCGUGGAGGUGUGGCGGCACGCGGUGGACGAGCGCGGCGCCGGCGAGGAGCGCACCUUCCACCACGAGCUGGUGCUCACGAGAACCGCUGAAGGAGACGCCAUGCCUGUGCGGUACUCGGUGCGCGUGGACAGCUCGGUGCUGGGCGCGGACUGCGACGGCUGGGAGCACCGCUACACCGACGUGCGCGCCGGCGCCGUGCCCGCCGCCGACCUCGCCGCCGACCUCGAUGCGGCGUGUGACGUGACGGAGACGCUGGAGGCGGUGGACGCGGAGGCGGCGGCGCGGCUGCGGCCGCUGCAAGAGUUCACGCGCGCCGGCGCCGACCCGCGCCACGACCAGGCGCUGCUCAAGUACGCUCAGACAUUCAACCGAGUGUACGCCGACGCCAAGGAAGAGGCUGUUCGUAAGAAUCUCUUCACGCAAUGCUCAAGGUUCGUGGCGGCAGGGAACCGCGAGGGCGCGUCGUUCGAGAUGGGCGUGAACUUCCUGUCGGACCGGCUGGACGCGGAGCUGGGCGCGCUGCUGGGCGUGUCCUUCGACGAGCAGCAGGACGCGGCGGAGCAGGACCCGCACGACGCCACCGCGCUGCCCGGCCUGGCCCGCCGCCUGCCCGAGGCCUUCGACUGGCGCGACGUGGGCGCCGUGUCGCACGUGCGCUACCAAGGGUCGUGCCAGUCGUGCUGGGCCGUGGCGGUGACGGGCGCGGUGGAGGGCGCGCUGUUCGUGGCGCGCGCGGGGGGCGCGGCGGCGGCGCGCGCGGGGCGCGGGGGGCGGCUCACGGCGCUGGCGGAGCAGGCGCUAGUCGACUGCGCGCAGCAGACGGGCGCGCACGGCUGCAACGGCACGUGGCCGAGCCACGCCUAUGACUACGUGAAGCUCCGCGGCCUGCCCGCGCUCGACACCUACGGACCGCACAAGGAGAAGGUGGAGACGUGCCGCGAGCGCCAGGUGGCGCCGGAGACGCACAUCAGCGCGCACGUCAACGUCACGCGCAACAGCUGGCCCGCGCUCAAGGUGGCGAUCGGCGAGCACGCGCCCACGGUGGUCAUCAUCGACGGCGAAGCCAAGAGCUUCAUCUUCUACAAGAAGGGAGUGCUUUACGACGACCGAUGCGGCAAGCAGCGGCCCAAGCUGAACCACGCGGUGCUGGCGGUGGGCUGGGGCCCGGCCCCGGCGGCGGGGGGCGCGGGGGGCGCGGGGGACGCGCAGUACGUGACCAUCAAGAACUCGUGGCACGCGGCGUGGGGCGAGGGCGGCUACGCGCGGCUGCACGCGCCCGCCAACACGUGCGGCGUGCUGGCGCUGCCGAGCUACCCGCGCCUCGCGCCCGCCGACGUCGACAAGCCCUAGCGCCUGCGACACACACAAUAUUAUUAUGUUACACUCUUGAGAUUACUAAUAAAUAUGUUUAACACUAAUAAGUAAUAGGAAAAAAUUGUGUAAAUAAAUAAAUAAUUAUCAACUAAA